Messenger RNA from Colletotrichum phormii, 2006 nucleotides. RefSeq names its product heterokaryon incompatibility protein-domain-containing protein. The transcript has 2 exons. The record is from RefSeq and is a predicted model, not a curated record. NCBI's taxonomy places the organism in Eukaryota, Fungi, Ascomycota, Sordariomycetes, Glomerellales, Glomerellaceae. Bases 96 to 1703 code for a protein of 535 amino acids.
CGACUGACAUUACCCCCUCCACUCCUUCUAUCUCACUUCGAGAUCGACUACGGUGCACUGUAAUCUGCAGUUCGAAGUGAACUGAAACUCUGAGCAUGUGGCUCGUCAACACUGACAGCUUGGCGUUGAAAGAGGUGUCGGAGCCUUCCUCGAUCAAGUAUGCCAUCCUGUCGCAUACCUGGGAGGACGACGAGGUGACCUUUCAGGACUUUCAAGACGUCGAACAAACUGGGGCGAGGUAUAAAUCCGGGUUCUCCAAGAUUGAGAAGACAUGUGAGCUUGCGCGCCAACGAGGUCUCCAAUAUGCGUGGGUGGACACUUGCUGUAUCGACAAAUCGAGCAGUGCAGAACUAAGCGAAGCUAUCAAUUCCAUGUUCUCAUGGUACAGGGAGUCCACCGUCUGCUUUGUUUUUCUGUCAGACUUGCCGGCGUCCGAGAGAUUGAUCGAACAAGUGGACUUGUCAUCUAUCUUUCCCUACGCUCAAAAGACAUUUGCUGCCUGUCGAUGGUUCACUCGAGGCUGGACUUUACAAGAGCUCAUUGCUCCGAGCGAGGUGGAAUUCUUCGAUUCACAAUGGGGAUGGUUCUCUCGAAAAGCCGAUUGCCUCGAUAAGCUGGAAGAAAUUACCGGCAUACGUCGCUCAGUCCUGGAGUCCUCCUCAAACCUACGGCAGACUCCGAUAGCGGUUAAGAUGUCCUGGGCAGCAUCUCGGAAGACGAAACGUGUUGAGGACCGCGCCUACUCUCUUCUCGGCAUUUUUAAUAUCAAUAUGUCAAUGAUAUACGGCGAAGGAUCCAAGGCUUUCCGUCGCCUUCAAGAGGAAAUAUCCCGGGAGACGAACGACCUGUCCCUGUUCGCGUGGAGGGGCCCUGCCCAAGAGGAUGCGGGAUAUCAGAGGUUCAGGGGCAUCUUCGCGAGGUCUCCAAGCGAAUUCAGCACCUGUUCAACAUUGCAAAGAUCUGGCACCAAACAGGACUCACAAAGCGAAUUUACUCUCACCAACAAAGGUGUCCGGUUUGAGACGAAGUUAUACAAGCAUGCACAGGGCGCGUACGUCAUGUAUCUGGGGUUUAACAUGCGAGAAAACACACCAGUCUGCAUCAUUCUCACACGCACAGCAGAAGGUUUCAUUCGCAGCGAACCUUGGUCGUUGAUAUAUGAGCACUCCUGGAGCCUGUCCAGGAUUCACAACACUUUCACGAUCCAUGUCCAAAAGGACGUCAGCGUUCAUGAAGAUGCCCUCUUCUACAGGCAGAGGCACAGGUCAUUUCACAUCAACAUAAAUCUUCAGACAUCUCUCAAGCUUGAACAGCUUGAGUCGUAUCCGGAAUAUCCGUGGGACGAGGUCCAUUCAAAUUUUAUCUCCAGCAAUCCUGAAGAAUCGUAUGCUGCCAGGCUGAAGUUCUUAAUCCGCGAUACCGACAGUAACUUCGACGAAACCUUUCCUCUGACUCUGACGUUGGGAUGGGCCAGUUCGCAUCAACAGCCCUUCGCUGUACUUUACGGUUCUGAAGGGUUGGUGAACACUGCCAAGCUAGCGAUCAGGAACAUCCUCCCGGACAGCUUCCCAGACCUUGUUAAAGACGAUUUAUACUGGGGCAGUUCGUAUGAAGAGAGCUUCGAAAAGGCACUCUCGAGGAUUUAUACGAACCCUCAAUUUCAAGCUACGGAGCUUUCGUCGCUACAUUCAGGGUCGAGUUAGAGACGCAGCGGGAUCACAACAAUAUAAUCACCUACCAUGCUUCUCUUUCUGGUAAGAUCUCGAAAGUGGAGGGUCGCACUGCCAUGUUGGCUUUGAGAUCAACAUGAUCAAAUUCAAGUUGAUGGUCGAGAUUUGUGUGUUCUAUGUCGCUCGAUUUCCUGUAAAACUAAUCUUACCUAAGGUUGAUAUGUCAUUUUCUGAGGGCGAAGUAUAAGGUGACUAGCUAUCUCUACAGUAAAUAAGAAGGACACCGUCUCCGGUGUUCGGGAUAUCAACUUAGACAUUCUGAUGAAUAUUCAUCGC